GGUCAAUCUAAGAGUAUUUUCAGCCGAGAGAAAAAGGAACUGACGUGCUUUUCCUAGCCUCUCUCCAGAACCGGGAUUCGUCGUGUCGAUUUGUUUGUUUAUUUCGCUCUGCGGCGCGUGCCUUGUGCUGCUGAUGCCGCGCGCUUCCCAGUGACAAAAAGCCGCUCUGCAGUUUGACCAAUCAAAGCGCUUAUCAGACUUUAUCUCUGUGGCGAACAAGUUCCACAGUCUCAUGCCUGUCACAUUUUUGCCAGUGCGUCAAAAGAAGAGAUGGUACCGGGUUCAGAGCGCCCCUCCUGCGGUCACAAGGUCUCUCUUGUGGAAUCCCCGCUGGACCUUUAAAAGUCAACAUGCCGUGUAAUGCCAGGGUCCUGCUUCUUCUUCUCCUGUCUUUGAUUCUAAUGGCAGAGUCCCGGAAGCUGGGAAGCAGGAGAAAGCGGUGGUCCGAGCUGGAGGAGACUCUCAAGCCAGGAAAGACCCUGGGGGAAACACCUGAUGCUGUGGUUCUUGUUGGGAAGACAGGGUUGGAGGCUGGCAUGGUGAACGGUCCUCUGUCAAGGAAGAUCAUCGAUGGCACCAAAACACGAAAGCUGAAAACCAGUCACCUUCUGCGUGUGGAUGAACACGACUUCACCAUGAGGCCAGCAUUCGCAGGUCCGGCUGUCCCAGUUGGAGUGGAUGUUCAGGUGGAGAGUUUGGACAGCAUAUCUGAAGUUGACAUGGACUUCACCAUGACUCUGUAUCUAAGGCACUACUGGAAGGACGAAAGGUUGGCUUUUCCAAGCGCCACAAAUAAGAGCAUGACUUUUGAUGGGCGCCUAGUGAAAAAAAUCUGGGUCCCUGAUGUGUUCUUCGUCCAUUCUAAGAGGUCCUUCAUCCAUGACACCACCACCGACAAUAUCAUGCUGAGGGUUUUUCCAGAUGGCCAUGUUCUGUACAGCCUGAGGGUAACAGUUACUGCUGCUUGCAACAUGGAUUUCAGUCGUUUCCCUCUGGACUCACAGACAUGCACGCUGGAGCUGGAGAGCUACGCUUACACUGAUGAAGACCUGAUGCUUUACUGGAAAAGUGGGGAUGAAUCCCUGAGCACAGAUGACAGGAUCUCUUUAUCCCAGUUUCUCAUCCAGAAGUUUCACACCACCUCCAGACUGGCUUUCUACAGCAGCACAGGAUGGUACAACCGGCUGUACAUCAACUUCACCCUACGACGGCACAUCUUCUUCUUCCUGCUGCAGACAUACUUUCCUGCCACUCUGAUGGUCAUGCUGUCCUGGGUGUCCUUCUGGAUCGACCGCAGGGCUGUUCCUGCCAGGGUCUCUUUAGGUAUAACUACAGUGCUGACUAUGUCUACUAUUAUUACUGGAGUCAACGCCUCCAUGCCAAGGGUCUCUUACAUCAAAGCUGUCGACAUUUACCUCUGGGUUAGUUUUGUCUUUGUAUUCCUCUCUGUGCUUGAAUAUGCAGCAGUCAACUAUCUCACCACAGUGAGAGAUGGUAAAGACCGGAAGCUAAGAGAAAAACUAAAGGAACAGUCCCAAACGUUGCCCUGUACUUGUGGCAUGCCUCACACCAAGACCAUGAUGCUGGAUGGAAUGUACAGCGAGGCAGAUGCAAACAGUCUGGCAGGGUACACCAGAGCCUCUAUGGCAGCAGAGGAUCCGUCCGACAAACAGGAGCAGAUGGUGGUCCAUCUCACAUUGGACAAUGAGUCCACAGAGACUAAGAAGAAGGGCAUUCGCAGUUUCCGCAUAAUCCAGAACACCCACACCAUUGACACUUACUCCCGCAUGAUCUUCCCAGGUGCUUACAUCUUAUUCAACCUGAUCUACUGGUGUGUGUACUGCUGAGUGUGUGCAUUUUAAAUAAAGCUGCAAAAGAAAAAAGGAAAAUGUUUCCUUCAGUUUGGAAAG
Poecilia reticulata (guppy) is the source of this 1910-nucleotide messenger RNA. Its product is annotated as gamma-aminobutyric acid receptor subunit rho-2. NCBI's taxonomy places the organism in Eukaryota, Metazoa, Chordata, Actinopteri, Cyprinodontiformes, Poeciliidae. The record is from RefSeq and is a predicted model, not a curated record. Gene Ontology annotation, biological process: monoatomic ion transmembrane transport. Gene Ontology annotation, cellular component: membrane. Gene Ontology annotation, molecular function: GABA-A receptor activity; extracellular ligand-gated monoatomic ion channel activity.